This is a messenger RNA of Ilex paraguariensis (yerba mate), 569 nucleotides long. Lineage: Eukaryota; Viridiplantae; Streptophyta; Magnoliopsida; Aquifoliales; Aquifoliaceae. The record is from the annotation of a GenBank genome assembly.
CUCUUCGCACUUUGACAUUUGAAAAUUUUCUCUCUUCCACCCCUUUCUGUAACAUAGAGGAUAAAACAUCAGCAACCAAGAUGAACAGAUAAGGAGAGAUGAGGUCCCCUUGUCGAAUACCUCUAUGUGGGAUGACCUCACAACGUUUUUCCCCAUGGAUAAUGAUCUGGAAACUCACAUUGCUGACACUCUGGAUAAUUAGCUGCACCCAUAUGGAACAAAACCCCAACUUAAGCAACAUCGCCUCCAAAAAGUCCCAUUCAAUUCUGUUAUAUGCUUUACUGAUAUCCAAUUUGAUUGCCAAAUCUGGAACCUUACCUUUCUUUUUUAGCCUCAUAAAGUGGAGAACCUCAUUCGCAAUGAUGAUGCUAUCUUGAAUUUGCUUAUUAGGAACAAAAAUAACUUGUUGAGGAGAAACAAUGGAAGACAUCAAACCUUUCAUUCUAUUGGCAAGGACCUUGGAGAUCACCUUAUAUAAAAAAUUGCAUAACACAAUAAGUUAAACUAAGAAAUCUUUCAGGCGACUCCUCCUAAGGAAUGAGGACUAUGUUUGUCUUAUUUAGGUCACU